Adineta steineri is the source of this 967-nucleotide messenger RNA. The record is from the annotation of a GenBank genome assembly. NCBI's taxonomy places the organism in Eukaryota, Metazoa, Rotifera, Eurotatoria, Adinetida, Adinetidae.
AAACUUGACUGCUAACUAUCAAGUUAUUGUUUAAUUAGAUUCUGUACUCAUACGAUCGAUUUCAAUAUAAGUUAUGAGUUCUCAUCUGUAUUUCUCAAUGAAGAAAUCAUUUGAUAUUGUUGAAGAGAAUGCUUCAUAGCUUCUUUCACUAUACAUCAUUCACAAUUUAUGAACAAAAUCAAUUAUUAGAUAUAGAACGACAAAUAUUCUCUUCUAUAAUACUUUCGAUACAACGGGUACGAGUUAAAUAUGAUCAACUAUGAUUAAAAGUAAAAGAGCAAUAAAUCCUAGUAUCUGAUUGAAUAUGGAUACUAAUAUUUUCUUUAGUAUUAUCAUCGAUCUUUAAUUUAGGAAAAAUCUAAUUUCAAAUAAAAUAUUACUAUCCGAAUAAGAAUGACUUAAGUCACGAUCCAAGUCAGCCAAUCGUUCUUAGCAUGUAAGCAUCGUUCUUUAUCGGAAAAAGAUUGUCAUGUUCGCAAGAACGUGCCCAGUGCAAAUCUGAAAUCCGUUUUUUGAAACUCAGUUCCGUGCGGGAGAUACAUAAUUUUAAAAAACUUUAAUUAACACAUGGUGAUUUCCUUAUAUGGUUAUAUACGGCUGAAUAUUAUGUGAUCAUUAAUAUAUGAGAUACUAUAUGCAUAUACAUUUCGAUUAUCAUUUUUUGUCACUUAAACCCAUCAUGAUAGAAACUAAUCUAGUUUAUUUUAUCUUCUUGAUUAAUUUGAUGGAUUGUUCGUGCAAAGUUUUUUUCAUUAAUAUUUCGUCUUUGUAUAAUUUAUUAACUUAUCCAGUCAUUGCAAAUAAACCAUUAAAUAUUAUAUCAUCAGAUGAAGAUGCUCAACAUGAACGUAAACUUCAUGGUCUUGCUGAUUGUGUUAAAAAUCCUAAUCGAUUAAUUGUUUUUUCAUCGAACAUUAAGAGAAUGAAAUCAAGAGUAAGUUAUUUUAUUUUAUUUUAUUUUAAUUAA